This is a messenger RNA of Fomitopsis serialis, 1830 nucleotides long. Its product is annotated as major facilitator superfamily domain-containing protein. Gene Ontology annotation, molecular function: transmembrane transporter activity. The record is from RefSeq and is a predicted model, not a curated record. Gene Ontology annotation, biological process: transmembrane transport. The transcript is spliced from 14 exons. NCBI's taxonomy places the organism in Eukaryota, Fungi, Basidiomycota, Agaricomycetes, Polyporales, Fomitopsidaceae. The coding region runs from base 1 to 1830 and encodes 609 amino acids.
AUGUCCUCUACGGCCAUGGACACAGAGAAGAGGUCUCUUCAGAACAGCGAUGGCGCAGGCGAGCACGCUGCAGCGCCGGAGUUGACGAAGUACAGCAGCCAUGAACAGAACGACACGCUGGCGCUCGUUAAGCAGACGCAGGCCGGCAUCUGGAAAGUCGAGGCAGCGGUAAAUGUCUGGGGUCCCAUAAGCAAGAUUUUGCUAUGGGUCGGUAUCGCACUGGCCAGCUACAUGUAUGGCCUAGACAACAAUACUAGCUGGGAGUUCGGAACGUAUGCCUCCAAUGAGUUCGGUCACGCGAACUGGUACAGUGCCAUCCAGUGUGCUAUGGCGAUUCUACUCGCGCUCGGCAAACCUUUCUUCGCCAAGAUUACCGACGUCGUUGGUCGUGCGGAAGCCUACGCCGUCUGCCUCUUCUUCUACUGCCUAGGAUACAUCAUCUGCGCGAGUGCUCAGACCAUGGGCGCACUCGGUGCGGGCUUGGUCAUCUACGAGAUUGGCUUCUCCGGGCUCCAGAUCGCCAUCCAGAUUGUCAUUGCCGAUUUGACACCGCUGCGAUACCGGGCGCUCGUCAGCACGCUCACCUCGGUGCCGUACUUCGUCAACUUCUACGCCGGCGCCCAGAUUGAGGUGCAAAUCGUCACUAGUUCGCGCCUCGGCUGGCGCUGGGGCUACGGUCUCUACUGCAUCUGCUUCGUGUUCGCCAUCGGCCCCAUUAUCGCCGUACUCUUCUGGGCUCAGAGCCGUGCGAAGAAGGCCAACCUCGUCUACCGCGACAGUCUCGCUGGAAACACGUUCCUCCAGAAGGCAUGGAGUUUCACGAUCGAAGCCGAUCUCCUCGGCAUGCUCUUCCUCGGCGCCACCAUCACCCUUAUCUUCUUGCCGCUUGUGCUCGCCGGUGGAUCCUACGCCACGACGACGUGGACAGACCCCGCGAUCCCGGCCAUGAUGGUCAUCGGUGGUGUCGUGGCUGCGCCUGCAUUCAUCUACUGGGAACUGAAACGCGCCAAGUUUCCGAUCGUCCCCUUCCGUCUCCUCCGAAACCGGACGGUCCUCACGGCAUGCAUUGUCAACUUCUUUGACUUCGUCUCGUUCUACCUCACGUGGACCUACCUCUACACGUUCACUUACGUGGCCACUGACUGGAACCUCGCUGACUUGAACUACUACACCACUACCCAAUCACUCUGUUUGACGUUCUUCGGCCUCCUCUGGGGAAUUAUCGUCGCACUUGCCGGUGGUAACAUCGGUUACAAGUGGACCCUCGUUGGUGGCCUUGCUCUGCGCAUCAUUGGUGUCGGCCUCAUGUUCUACGCUCGGUCGCACUACAACACUGCCGCCCUUGUCAUGACACAAAUCAUCCAGGCAGCUGGUGGAGGUCUUGCCGCUGCCGCAUCCCAGGUCGGUGCUCAGGGUGCUGUGCCUCAUCAAGAUGUCGCCGUCGCUACCGCGGCCGUGCUCCUCUUCGCCGAAGUCGGUGGCGUGGUCGGCCAGGCAGCCGCCGGAUCGAUGUGGAACAACGUCCUGCCUAAGAAGCUCGAGCAGCAGGGCCUCAACUCGACUGUCAUCGCUGACGUGCUCGGCUCGUACACCUAUGCGCGGACGUACCCAACCGACGUGCGCAGCAAGCUCAUCGCCGCGUAUGGCGAGGCCAUGCACGAGAUGCUCAUCCCCGCUAUCGUCUUCGCGUUUGUCGCGUUCAUCGUAUCGUUCGGCUGUAGGAACUUCCACCUGACGGGUGCGCAGAAUGCAGUGGAGGUCAAGGACAUCCGGGGCCACACGAUUGAGGGCGAGCAAUCGAUCGAGCCCGAACUCAAGCGCGAACUCUGA